Messenger RNA from Nestor notabilis (Kea), 478 nucleotides. RefSeq names its product rhodopsin-like. Gene Ontology annotation, cellular component: membrane; photoreceptor outer segment. NCBI's taxonomy places the organism in Eukaryota, Metazoa, Chordata, Aves, Psittaciformes, Psittacidae. The transcript is spliced from 3 exons. The record is from RefSeq and is a predicted model, not a curated record. The annotation marks the transcript as partial. Gene Ontology annotation, molecular function: G protein-coupled receptor activity. Gene Ontology annotation, biological process: G protein-coupled receptor signaling pathway; phototransduction.
GGGCAUGCAGUGCUCUUGUGGGAUCGACUAUUACACCCUGAAGCCAGAGAUCAACAAUGAGUCUUUUGUCAUCUACAUGUUUGUGGUUCACUUCAUGAUCCCGCUGACAGUCAUUUUCUUCUGCUACGGGAACCUGGUUUGCACCGUCAAGGAGGCUGCCGCCCCGCAGCACGGGGCUUGCCACACCCCAGAGAAAGAAGUGACCCGCAUGGUCAUCAUCAUGGUCAUCGCCUUCCUGAUAUGCUGGGUCCCUUACGCCAGUGUCGCUUUCUACAUCUUCACCAACCAGGGGUCAGACUUUGGGCCCAUCUUCAUGACCAUCCCAGCUUUCUUUGCCAAGAGCUCCUCCAUCUACAACCCUGUGAUUUACAUCGUCAUGAACAAACAGUUCCGUAACUGCAUGAUCACAACCCUCUGCUGCGGCAAGAACCCGCUGGGCGACGAGGACACGUCUGCUGGCAAGACAGAGACCUCCUCC